Messenger RNA from Drosophila navojoa, 715 nucleotides. RefSeq lists its product as uncharacterized. The record is from RefSeq and is a predicted model, not a curated record. Gene Ontology annotation, cellular component: nucleus; transcription regulator complex. Gene Ontology annotation, biological process: regulation of transcription by RNA polymerase II. NCBI's taxonomy places the organism in Eukaryota, Metazoa, Arthropoda, Insecta, Diptera, Drosophilidae.
GUUUUGAUGCACUCUGUGUGAGCGUUGGGAAAAUUUUGUUUAUACUUUUUGUUUACAAUGUCCACGUGUUCACAAUUUGAUAAUCGUCUUAUAGAACUAGUGCGUUCCAAUCCCAGUUUAUAUGAACGCGAAGUGCGUAAGUCACCUUAUGAUUCCAGUAAGAAAAAGAAAACUGAAUUGUGGUGCAGCAUCGCAACAUCCUUAAAAACUGAUGUCAACACCUGCAUAACACGAUGGAAUUUCAUUCGGGAGAAGUUUCGCAAAGAACUGCUGAAGGAUCACUCCGAUUGGGACUUUUUGCCCAAGCUACAGUUCAUUGCACAACCCAAACACCACAGCAACAAUGGCCAUCACAUUGGUGAACGACAAGUUGUUAAUAGAACGGCACCUCUAACUGCUAAUUGGAAUUCGCAAGGCACCGAGGAGCUCAUCGAAAACGAUGAGGAAGAUGCGCUGCAGGAGGCAAUGGAUGAACAGCAUGCAUCUACAGUUAAUGUGCAACCACCGCUAGCAACAGCAGCACCACCACCGUCUGACACAUCGUUCAGUGACGGCGCCAUGAAACGCAUUGAGGCUCUGCUGCAGGGCUUGGGCGCCAAUCGUAGUAAGGCUGAGAAAAAGAUUGUGGCCUAUUUGUGCAAAUGCAAUCUGCGUGCUCUCAACGACGAGCAAAUCGAUGAUAUAUUUAUUUAAAUAAGUCUUGAGUAUGUAAGUC